This is a messenger RNA of Mus caroli (Ryukyu mouse), 982 nucleotides long. RefSeq names its product olfactory receptor 5W2-like. The record is from RefSeq and is a predicted model, not a curated record. Gene Ontology annotation, molecular function: G protein-coupled receptor activity; olfactory receptor activity. Lineage: Eukaryota; Metazoa; Chordata; Mammalia; Rodentia; Muridae. Gene Ontology annotation, cellular component: membrane. Gene Ontology annotation, biological process: G protein-coupled receptor signaling pathway.
UUUCCCAUUCUCAUUAACAUUUUGUAAACAUUUAGACAUGCAAAGAAGAAUGGAAAGAGAAAAUUGUUCUUCCUUUACUGAAUUCAUACUAAUGGGAAUUACCAACAACUCUGAGGUAAAAGUAGCUCUGUUCACAAUAUUUCUACUGGUCUAUCUAAUCAAUCUCAUUGGGAAUCUUGGAAUGAUUUUUUUAAUUAAAGUGGAUCCUCAGCUACAAACCCCAAUGUACUUUUUCCUCAGUAACCUGUCCUUCUGUGAUCUCUGCUAUUCCACAGCAGUUGGGCCCAAGAUGUUAACGGACAUAUUUGGUAAUGAUAAAUCAAUUCCAUUUUUUGGCUGUGCUCUGCAAUUCUUCAUUUCCUGUACAUUUGUGGAUUCUGAAUGUAUAUUGCUGGCAGUGAUGGCCUUUGACCGGUACCAGGCCAUCAGCAACCCCUUGCUUUAUACAACAAACAUGUCCAGCAGGCUGUGCUCCUUGUUAGUGGCUGGAGUUUAUUUUGUAGGUGUGGCAGACUCUUUGAUCCAUACAACAUUGACAUUUCACUUGUGUUUCUGUGGAUCUAAUGAAAUUGAUCACUUCUUUUGUGAUAUCCCUCCCAUCUUACUACUGUCCUGCUCAGACACACAGGUCAAUGAGUUAGCAAUAUUCACAAUUUUUGGGUUCAUUGAAUUGAGCACCAUCUCGGGUGUCCUUGUCUCCUACUGUUACAUCAUCGCAUCAGUUUUGAAGAUCAGCUCUGCUGGGGGCAGGUUCAAAGCUUUCUCUACCUGUGCCUCCCACCUGACUGCAGUUGCGAUUUUCCAAGGAACUGUGCUUUUCAUGUAUUUCCGGCCAAGUUCUUCUUAUUCUCUGGAUCAAGACAAAAUGAGCUCCCUGUUUUAUAUUCUUGUGAUACCCAUGCUAAACCCUUUGAUUUACAGCCUGAGAAACAAAGAUGUGAAAGAAGCUCUGAAAAAUCUGAAAAAUAAAAGGUGCUCUUAA